UGCUUGAAAUAACAAACAGGUAAAAGCGAAUGGAGCGUCCCACAGGGACGAGACCCGGAGCGCGGUGGCGGUCACAUGAUCUCCACGGAUGACCUGGAGUACCCACGCGAGUACCGGAGCCUGGGAAAUGGCGCACGCCGCUUCUCCAACGUCGGCCUCGUGCACACAUCCGAGCACCGGCACACGGUGAUGGCCGCUCAGAGCCUCGAGGCACUCAGCAACCUGCACAAAGCCGAGCUGGAGCGCAAACGCGACGCCUUCAUGGACCACCUGAAGAACAAGUAUCCUCCUCAGCACUCCCUCCCUCCAUCACCGUCUCCAUCCCACGGCAGCAUGAGAGGAAGCUCGGAGAGGAGCGCACGUGAACAGCAACAGCCAAACUACUGGAGUUUUAAGAGCCGUAGUCCACGCCAUUCCCAGUCCACUCAGUCUGGUUUGGCCGAUCAGGCGUCCAAACUGUCGUACGCCUCAGCUGAGUCUCUGGAGACCAUGUCUGAGGCCGACAUGCCGCUUGGCUUUAAUCGCAUGAACCGCUUCCGCCAGAGCCUGCCGCUCUCCCGUUCUGCCAGCCAGAAUAAACUGCGCUCUCCAGGAGUGCUGUUCCUGCAGUUUGGUGAUGAGACCAGGCGUGUCCACAUCACCCAUGAGUUGAGCAGUAUGGAGACUCUACACGCACUCAUUGUUCACAUGUUCCCCCAGAAGCUAACAGCUAGCAUGCUCAAGUCCCCCAACACAGCUAUCCUAAUCAAGGAUGAGGCACGCAACGUCUUCUACGAGCUGGAGGAUGUCCGGGACAUUCAGGACCGCAGCAUCAUUAAGAUCUAUCGCAAGGAGCCAGUCUAUGGUUCCUAUACAGCGGCUGCACAUCUGGCCAAUGGAGACCUGCGGAGAGAGAUGGUGUAUGCUUCACGUGAGUCAUCACCCACUCGCCGUCUGAAUACACUGCCCUCCUCCGGCUCCUCCCCUUCCUCCGCUUCUCCUGCCCGUUCCCGUCUUUCCUACAGUGGUGGUCGUCCUCCUUCAUUCUCCGGCUCUCAGCAUGGACACCAUGGACACCAUGGAUCUCCGGCUCACGGACCAGCAGCGGGCAUGACUGCGUCUCCAUCAGCCAUCCUCGAGCGCCGAGACGUCAAACCUGAUGAGGAAGUUGCCGCCAAGAAUGCGCUCCUGAAGAACGAGAGCCUCUAUGCAGACCCGUACAGCCUGGUUCCUGAUGGACAUCGUUUAAGCAUCGCGUCCAUGGGCGAACCGUUGGGCAUGCCAGGGCCAGGUGGGCUCUACCGUCGCGGCUCGGUGCGCUCUCUGAGCACGUAUUCAGCCGUGGCGCUGCAGGGUGACCUGGACGACCCGCUCUAUAAGCCGGGUGCACCGAUCUAUCCUGACACCUACUCUGCUUUGGGUGCGGGCUUCAGGCUGUCAUCUUCGUCAUCUCCUCAGAAGAUGUCUGACUCGUACUCGGGGACGCUGAGCCGCAGCUCGCCUGUCAGGCAGAGCUUCAGGAAGGACUCGUCCUCAUCUGUGUUUGUGGACACCCCGAAAUCAAGGCCAAGCUCGAGUUCGGAGCCACUGGGUAGCGAGACAGGAAGGGUGAUUUCCGGCUUCGGGAAUGAAAAUGACACGCACAGGGAUCGUAUGGAGGCGAUGGAGAAGCAGAUAGCGAGUCUCACAGGCUUGGUGCAGAGCGUCCUGACCAGAGCACCGGACAGCGACAGCACCGAGAAGACGGAGUCCAACAGCGACGGCUCGGCCACAGGAACUGGCCGUCUGAAGAGGAAAGGUAGCGCCGUCUCUGCUGUCCCCUCUCUGACCCCGUCGGCGCCGCUGGCCCUGAUGCCUCCUCCGCCUGCGAGCCCACACACCUCCACUGUGUCCAAACUCCAGAUGCAGCUCCACCUACAUGAGCUCAAGCAGAACGCCACCGACCUGCGCAAGCAGCUCGCCCAGCUCCGCAAGAUGCAGCUGCAGAAUCAGGAAUCAGUGCGCUCUCUGAUGAAGCGGACAGAGGCGGAGCUUAGUGUGCGAGUGUGUGAUGCUCUGAGGAAGCAGGAGGAUCCUCUCCAGAGACAGCGCCUCCUGGUGGAGGAGGAAAGACUCAAAUAUCUCAACGAGGAGGAGCUCAUUAUCCAGCAACUGCAUGAUUUGGAGAAGUCAGUGGAAGAGAUCCAGAAGGAGAGCUCAGUGAACCACAGACACAUCAUAGUGCAAGAGCUGGAGGAGAAGAGCACGGUGCUGAGGAGACUGGGAGAGACCCUCACUGAGCUCAAGAAUCAGUUCCCGGGGCUGCAGAGUAAAAUGCGUGUGGUGUUGAGGGUGGAGGUGGAGGCUGUAAAGUUCCUAAAGGAGGAGCCACACAGACUGGACGCUCUGCUCAAACGCUGCAAAACCAUCACUGAUACUCUCACCAUGCUCAAGAGGCAGGUGAACGAGGGUGUGAGGAAGAACAUGGAGGAGUACUCCAACCCCUCACCCAAACACACCACCGGAGAUGACUACAGGAAGAACGCUGACUUUGACAUUCCCACCAGCCCACCACUCAGCCUCAACGAGACCAGCCUGGCUAACUGGAGCCCUCAUGGCCACACCAAUCCCCACAGCAACCUGUCGCCAGGGCAGCUGAAGGGGCGGGGCCUGGAGGAGCUUGGGGGCCGGGGAGGUGCUGAUAAAGCCUCCUCUGUGGAAGUCAGACUGGCAGCUGAAAGGGACUGGGAGGAGAAGCGAGCCAGUUUAACCCAGUACAGUGCUCAGGACAUUAACCGACUUCUGGAGGAAACCCAGGCCGAGCUCAUGAAGGCGAUCCCAGAUCUGGACUUUGCUGCUAAACAGAUCAAACCAGUUCAGAACCAACAUCAGAAUCAAAACCAGAACCAGUGCGAGUCUGUGUCUAGCGCCAACACCACACCUGAGCACAAACCCAACAAACCUCAGCAUCCCACACACAAGGUCUCGAGCAAGGAAGGCGGCUCCAAGAAGGGAUCCGACGAGCUCACGGUGGCGAGGUAUCGCACGGAGAAGCCAUCCAAAUCGCCCCCUCCACCGCCUCCCCGAAGGAGUUUCCCCACCUCACCAGGCCUCACCACACGCAGUGGAGAGGUGAUCACCUCCACCAAGAGCAUGAAGAAAUCGGAAUCGGAGGAAACGGAGAUUCAGAAACCACACGUGAAGUUGAGGAGGAGUGUCUCGGAAGCUCCCAGGCCUGCCUCCACACCCCCCACAGUGGCAGGUGGAGAGAGAGAGGACGGAGAAGUCGAGCAGACUGCUGCCGAACCAGAGCAGUCCACGCUGUUACAGGAAAGUCUUCACCAGGCAAAACCUGACACACGGCCUUCCUCUUCAUCCGUCCCUCAGAUUAUCCUGACCGAGUUUCCUACUUCAUCGUCCAUGAAAGGAACCAUGACGCAGGUUUCCACCUCGGCACAACGGGACAGGAGCACAGGAAGUCUAAGUUACAGCAGCUACAUUGUCAAGAGUCCACAUCUGUCACUGUGGAAACAGGAGCCAUUGACCAAACGAACACAAUCUCAGAUACCAGAUUUGAACAGGACAAUAAAGGAACUCCAGAAAGGCACGAUUACUGAAUGGUCUUCAACGUCACCUUCAUCUUCACCUUCACCUUUAACACCAAAGAAACCAGCAAGGUUAGUGAAAACAGAGCUGAGGAUCCAGGAACCGUUUGAGAUCAAUGACGAGAAGGCAACAGAUAAUGGAGAUGAUGAUCAAUCCCAGGUCCAGGAGGACAUUAGACACAGCACCUAUCGACGCCUCGACAAUCUGGAGGAGACCAUCCGUGAGCUGGAGCUCAGCCUACUUGAUUUUGGGACUCCGGCCAUCCCAAACUGGCCUCAAGGUAUUCCGGACAUGGAGUCCAGGACGUCCAUCAGCACUGCUCCAUCAUCUGUGUCCACAAUAAUGAGCUCAGGAAGAGGAGAGAUCCAGAGACCUCCUAUUCCACCGAAACCCUUCGUAAAUACCAAUGCAGCCAAGAGCGGCGGUGGGAAGGCGAUAUCUCGUCUAAAGCACCUCCAGCAGAGCGGCUUGGACAAGAGUAAAGUGGGCAAACAGAGAGAAGACUUCCUCAAGAGUCAGGGACAACAGCAGUGAGAAGAAACGCAACUUGACAUGACCUGACCCCACCUCCCUCUCGUCUUCUUCCUCCUCAUCAUCCUCCUUGGAGUCUCCUCGGCCUUGUGUGCACAUCUCUUAGUCUGUCCCGCUCCAAGAUGUGUGCAUGUGAGGGGAAAAAUAGGAUCCCCAAAUAAAACCCUACCCAGGCCCUCCAUGAGCAUGUGGGGUUGAUUUGUUUAAAAUGGAUCACCAAGAAAGACUUCCUCAAUCAAAUUUAUUCACAUUAUAAAGAAUCAUAUACAUCCUCCUCACUUUCUUAUCUCUUUCUGUCUUCUCUGCUUGGCACUUUCCCAACUUGCUGACCCUAGACGGAGUUGGUUCUGCUCCCCAGCAACCGGGCUGCUAGCUUCUCUGGCCGUCUACCUUCUGGGCUUUAUAAUAACCACC
Molecule: messenger RNA, 4509 nt
Organism: Neoarius graeffei (lesser salmon catfish)
Lineage: Eukaryota; Metazoa; Chordata; Actinopteri; Siluriformes; Ariidae
Gene: srcin1a
Product: SRC kinase signaling inhibitor 1a
Exons: 20
Coding region: 76-4098 (1340 amino acids)
Biological process (GO): regulation of dendritic spine morphogenesis
Cellular component (GO): actin cytoskeleton; cytoplasm; postsynaptic density
Source: RefSeq, a predicted model, not a curated record